AACCUCGCCGCCUGGCCCGCCCGCAAGCAGCUGGCAGGCUCCUGCAGACGCAGGAUGCUUAAGCCCAACAGAAAAGCUCUCGCCUCUGGGCUGGAGCUGCUUAAGUGGACAGCGGUACCAAGCCAGGCUUCAGAUUAUGAAGUCCGGUAGUAUGAACCAGCUAAAUGUGUUGCCACUCCUGUUAAAUCAAUGGACUAUGAUUCAGCUGUCAGCACUGGCUUCAUGAAGCUCUUUAACUAUAUUCAAGGCAAGAAUGAGAAAGGGAUGAAGAUAGAGAUGACAGCUCCAGUAACAUUCCAUGUGGAACCUGGUGCAGGCCCAUUCUGCGAGUCCACUAUUACAGUCUCUUUUUAUAUACCAUGACAUCAAGCUAAUCCACCUAAGCCAUCAGAGUCAGAUAUUUUCAUUGAAAACAGACCAGAAAUGAUUGUAUUUGUCAGGUCUUUUGAAGGAUAUUCUAGUGCCACAAAGAACCAAGACAACCUACUGACACUAGCAGAAAGGUUGAAGCGGGAUGGGAAAGUGUUUGAUGAAAAGGUCUAUUAUACUGCCGGCUAUGACAGCCCUUAAUUGCUUAAUAGACACAACGAGGUGUGGCUUAUCAAGAGAAAUGGAAACCCCAGCAAUCAAGAAUAGGAAACAAAAUGCUUUCUUGAGAGACAAAAGUUCAGUUUAUUCAGACACCUUUUUUUGGCCUGGGAAUUAUUAUUAUUAUUUUUUUUUAAACAUUUAGACAGAUUAUAAUCUAUCAGAUUUCAAAUGUACCUCUUCUAGAAUGACACUACAAUUUUCCCCAUUCUGUCAAUGGUAUGAGACUGGUCACACUUCCAGUUAGAGUAGAAAGCCAUGAAAUUUUCCCUGUUUUCCUUCCAUUUCACACCAUGUUCCCUAUUUCCCUCCCCUUAAAAUCCAUCUAGCACACACCUAGAGGUUGCUACAGCAUAACACAGGGAACUCUUCCUAUGUAUUCUGUGGCCACACUCUUUACUGCAGACCCUCUCUCUCACCACAGAGCUGGGCUCCACAAUAAGCUUUUAUUUAAAAAAAAAAAAAAUCUGUAUCUGCAAUGGUUGUGUAGAAAACAAGAACUUAGCGUCUUUGCAGCCAGCAGGAAAACAACAACUGAGGUUUGAAUGGCCUCAGUCAUCUCAGUGGGUUAUUACCUCAAAGAUGACACUUUAAAUAUCAAUAUUAACUAUUUCAGUGCUAACAGAACUUUAGCACUAUCAUAUAAUCAUAGGACUGGAAGGGACCUCGAGAGGUCAUCUAGUCCAGUCCCUUGCCCUCAAGGCAGGCCUAAGUGUUGUCUAGUAGGCUGUUGACUGGAGUAGCUGAGUUUGAACUUUGACAGCAUUCAAUGUGCCAGCACUGGACUGACAGUCCAUUUUUAUAAACCUUAAUUUGUUGCUUAUGAUAGUUGCUGUAUUGGCAGCAGCAAGGACAGGAAGUCAUCUUGCCCCAGUGCAGGGCAAACUACUCUGUACUACCCUGCCAAUGCCUGACUAAUCCUACUAUCUAUUUAAUCCUGGGCCUCUAUGCCAAAUCUGCCAGCAAGGAUGCCUGGUAUUGAGAAUUAUUGUGUUGGCACCUGUGAAUUGUGGACGUUUCUUCACUGCAAGUUCAGCCGAGACCACUUACACAUUUCUUGUUGGCCACUGAAUAGCUAUCAUAUGGUAACAGCUUUACACUUGCUAGAGUAUAGGAUAGUGAUACAACAUAUACCCACACCUUGAUAGUAAUAGUUUGGUUAUUUUUAGCCUCAAAGCCUCCAAUAUUUGCCUUUUGAAAUACAUUGUUUGCUUUAUGGUACUAGUCUAGGCACUUAUAUAUAAUAUAUAUGUUAGUAUAUUCAAGUAAUAUCAAUUGUUACCUUUGCUUUUUACACUAGGACUGAUAUAUACUUUCAUGGUGACUACUGAUGCAUUAACUUUAAAAGCUUUUAUCCUUUGACUAUAUUAUCAGUCCAAAUUAGCAAAAGUAUGCAAGACAAUUCACCAUCCUUAAGUCAGCACAUUGUUACAGUCUCCUGUUUUAGGAGAGCUGGUUAGGACUGGCUUUAGAAUCCAUCGAAGGUGCUUUAAACUGACAAAAAGUAGCUGCAUGGAACUAGAAGCUCCCGCUAACCCUAGAAUCUUCAUGCUCGCACAUUUAAAAAAAUGAAUCACUGUUCCAGAAGUUAAUUUCACUUAAAGUAAAACAACAGAUAUUUUUGUUUAAAACCAUGCUUGUACAGGGUCCUUUCCAAGCAAAUUAGACGCCUUAUGUUCUGCCCUGAGGAGUUUACAAUCUAUAUUAGACUGACAAUGAAGAGACAAUGGGAGAAAAGGGGAUUGGGUAAGAGACAACAGAAAAUAAAACAAGGGAGUGCUGCAGCUGCAUUAUUUUUUUUGCAGAGAAGAUCAGAUAAGCCUAUUUUGUUUCACUUUUUGUUUGCUAUAUUUUUUUUUCCAAUUUAAAUUUUUGAGUUUCCUGAGCUUUUUAGUGUUCCUAAAAUUGUUAUUGCCACAGACACAGUAAAAAACGGUUACCCACCUUUUAGUA
This is a messenger RNA of Gopherus evgoodei (Goodes thornscrub tortoise), 2541 nucleotides long. RefSeq names its product heme binding protein 2 (gene HEBP2). Gene Ontology annotation, cellular component: cytoplasm. Lineage: Eukaryota; Metazoa; Chordata; Testudines; Testudinidae. The record is from RefSeq and is a predicted model, not a curated record.